Molecule: messenger RNA, 2586 nt
Organism: Ipomoea triloba (trilobed morning glory)
Lineage: Eukaryota; Viridiplantae; Streptophyta; Magnoliopsida; Solanales; Convolvulaceae
Product: probable serine/threonine-protein kinase At1g54610
Exons: 7
Coding region: 620-2347 (575 amino acids)
Biological process (GO): protein phosphorylation; positive regulation of transcription elongation by RNA polymerase II
Cellular component (GO): cyclin-dependent protein kinase holoenzyme complex; nucleus
Molecular function (GO): cyclin-dependent protein serine/threonine kinase activity; RNA polymerase II CTD heptapeptide repeat kinase activity; ATP binding
Source: RefSeq, a predicted model, not a curated record
AGCUAGCAAUAUUUUACUGUGCAUGGCUUUUCUUUUUCUUUUAAUUUUUUUUUAAGUUUUUCUAGUUUGAACUCAUUUUUUGACCGCAAUAAAUGGUCGGCUUAACUUCAAAUCAUUACUGCUUCUUCUUUCUUGGGCACAAAAGAUAGGGUUCUUCAAUUAUCAUAUACCAUUUUUCUCUACUAAUCAACCCCCAUUUGGUUCUUUGCCCAAAGAGCAGAUGUUUUUGUUCUUACAGUGCCAUGUAGUUUAUUGUCUUUGGAAUCUUGUGGUUUUUCAGCAACAUUUUGGCUCUUUUGAUUUUUGUUGAAUUUUUGCAAUCCCAUUGUGCAUGCAUUCUUGAAGAUUCACACUUUUAGCUUUAAAGAAGAGAUUGUUUUACCUGCAUUGCUUUUGAAUUUGUGGACUUCGUCCUGUAUUUGAUUACCCCGUGCGUUUGGUAGCAAACGUCUGCCCUGGAAGUGUGGUAUUCUGCUGAAAUUUGGAUCCUAUUUUCUUUAUUUUCUUGGAAAUUUAUACUUCCCAAUGCAUUAAAUAGAGGGGAUGAUUUGGGACUUGUUGAAUGAGGAAAAGGCUUGUGGACAGUGAUGAGAAAUGAGGAUUGACAAGGUUUGGGGAUAUGGGGUGUGUUUUUGGGAAAGAGAUUUCUUCAUCUUCUGGGCUAUCUAGUGGGGAGGGUGUAGUGAGAAAGGAGAGAGAGAAUGGGAGAGAUUUAUCAGUGUCAUCUGGGAGGAGAGAGAGAGUUGAGGUAGUGAGUGAGGCAGAGGGAAGUGGUCAGAAUGGUAGGGAUCAAAAGAAAGAAGAGGAAAAAGAGGGGAAUGCCCGGCCACCACGAGGCGAGAGGAAGAGGUCGAAACCAAAUCCAAGGCUUAGCAACCCUCCUAAACAUUUACAUGGAGAGCAAGUGGCAGCUGGAUGGCCAGCAUGGCUAUCUGAGGUAGCUGGAGAGGCUAUCAAUGGUUGGAUUCCACGCCGUGCAGAUACAUUUGAAAAACUUGACAAGAUUGGGCAAGGUACAUAUAGUAAUGUGUAUAAAGCUAAAGAUGCCUUAACUGGGAAAAUUGUUGCAUUAAAGAAGGUUCACUUUGAUAAUUUGGAGCCAGAAAGUGUGAGAUUUAUGGCCAGGGAGAUUUUGAUUUUGCGCAGCUUGGAUCAUCCAAAUGUAGUGAAAUUGCAAGGAUUGGUGACAUCAAGAAUGUCUUGUAGUUUGUACCUUGUGUUUGAUUAUAUGGAUCAUGAUUUGGCUGGAUUAGCUGCGAGCCAAGGAAUCAAGUUUACAGAGGCUCAGGUUAAAUGCUACAUGCACCAGAUAUUGUCAGGGCUCGAACACUGUCACAAGCUCCAUGUGUUGCAUCGAGACAUUAAAGGAUCAAAUCUUCUAAUCGACAGCGAAGGUCUCAAGAUUGCUGAUUUUGGGUUGGCCUCGUUCUUUGAUCCCAAUAAGAAGCAGCCCAUGACAAGCCGUGUGGUAACUCUCUGGUAUAGACCUCCGGAGCUUCUUCUCGGUGCCACAGAGUAUGGAGUGGGUAUAGACCUUUGGAGUGCAGGUUGCAUUUUGGCUGAAUUAUUCGCUGGAAAGCCAAUUAUGCCAGGUCGUACAGAGGUGGAACAGUUGCACAAGAUUUUCAAGCUCUGUGGUUCUCCUUCGGAAGAGUAUUGGAAGAAGUCGAAGCUACCUCAUGCAACGAUAUUCAAGCCUCAGCAAUCAUACAAAAGAUGCAUUGCCGAGACAUUUAAAGACUUCCCUCCUUCAUCAAUACCAUUAAUCGAGACACUUCUUGCCAUUGACCCAGCUGAACGCCAAACAGCUACAGCUGCAUUGAGGAGUGAAUUUUUUAGAACAAAACCAUAUGCCUGUGAACCUUCCAGCCUUCCAAAAUAUCCACCCAGCAAGGAAAUGGAUGCUAAGCGCCUUGAUGAAGAAGCUAGAAGACUUAGAGUUGAUGGAAGAAGAAAUGCGGACGUGGUGAGAAGAUCUCGUCAACGUGAUCGAGCAACAAAGGCAAUCCCAGCUCCAGAAGCCAAUGCAGAGCUGCAAGCCAACAUUGAUAGGCGUCGUCUUAUUACACAUGCAAACGCGAAGAGCAAGAGCGAGAAGUUUCCUCCUCCACACCAGGAUGGAACGCUAGGAUAUCCGUUGGGCUCAUCCCAUCAUCAUCACAUCGACACAUCUCUUCAUCCUCCCGAGGUUCCGUUCACAUCCAUCAACUUCUCAUAUUCUAAAGAUCCCAUCCAAACUUGGUCAGGCCCCUUGAGGGAACCAGCAGCUGCUGCAGUAAAUCCAAGGAGAAGGUCAAAGCCAUCCAAGAAGGAUUCUCAUAAAGACAAGAAUUCUGUAAAGUUUUAAAGAAAAGGAAGUAGUAUACGAUAGCCAUGCAUUUCAUCUACAAUUGGAGCAAAAAUUACCAUAUUUUUCUUAUAUACAUAUUCGCGGGGAAAACAUUACUGUUGCACAGGUAAACUACUGUUUUACUGGAUGCUCAGCUAUAUGUGUAAUUCUUUGGGAAGUCAGUUGGAAACUUCUGAAUAUGCAUUCCUUAUAAUUUUCAUUUCUAAAUAAUAUUAAGAAAUAUGCAUUCCUUAUAA